AUGGGCGGUGUUGAUCGUUUCGGGCGGGGGCGGAUCUCGGCGCACCAGGCAGUAGGAUAUCGCAUCGUCCCCGAGCUCGAUGACCUCGGCGCAGUUCCUGAGCGAUUUGGGAACCUGGCGGCGGGGGGGCAUGGCCGCGACGAAUUAGACCAACAAGGUAGGGUUCAGGUUGAACUGGAGAUUAAAAGAGACGUGGCUCUAGGUUUUCGAGUGCCGAAGCACGGACGAAAUCCGGCGUCCAGGUCCGACCCAGAAGGUUCGCUUGUUGGUUCGGGUUCGGUCAAGGUGCUCCCUCGCAUGGCGCUCGUAACAGAUUUUCGCAAAUACGGGCAGAAACAGCGAGGAUACCCUCACCCCAGUCGGUUGCGGGUUCAGAUUCCCUUUAACCCCUCCCGACCCUCGUUUGACUUGGUUUUCCUUUGA
This is a messenger RNA of Micromonas commoda, 423 nucleotides long. RefSeq lists its product with no specific name. The record is from RefSeq and is a predicted model, not a curated record. The coding region runs from base 1 to 423 and encodes 140 amino acids. The transcript has 3 exons. Lineage: Eukaryota; Viridiplantae; Chlorophyta; Mamiellophyceae; Mamiellales; Mamiellaceae.